CCAAAAUGGCGUCGAAAGUGGGUUCGAGACGGUGGAUGCUGCAGCUAAUCAUGCAGUUGGGUUCAGUGCUACUCACACGUUGCCCCUUCUGGGGCUGCUUCAGUCAGCUCAUGCUGUAUGCUGAGAGGGCGGAGGCGCGGCGGAAGCCUGACAUCCCAGUGCCCUACCUCUACUUCGACAUGGGGGCUGCCGUGUUGUGCGCUAGUUUCAUGUCCUUCGGGGUGAAGCGGCGUUGGUUUGCGCUGGGGGCCGCACUCCAGCUGGCCAUUAGCACCUACGCCGCCUACAUUGGGGGCCAUGUCCACUACGGGGAUUGGCUGAAGGUCCGGAUGUACUCGCGCACAGUUGCCAUCAUUGGUGGCUUUCUGGUGCUGGCCAGUGGUGCUGGAGAGCUGUACCGCCAGAAACCCCGCAGCCGCUCCCUGCAGUCCACUGGCCAGGUGUUCCUGGGCAUCUACCUCAUCUGCGUGGCCUACUCACUGCAGCACAGCAUGGAGGACCGGCUGGCAUAUCUGAACCACCUGCCAGGAGGGGAGCUGAUGGUUCAGCUGUUCUUCGUGCUGUAUGGCGUCCUGGCCCUGGCCUUCCUGUCAGGCUAUUAUGUGACCCUGGCUGCCCAGAUCCUGGCUGUGCUGCUGCCUCCAGUCAUGCUCCUCAUCGAUGGCAAUGUUGCCUACUGGCACAACACACGACGCGUCGAGUUCUGGAACCAGAUGAAGCUCAUUGGAGAGAGUGUGGGCAUCUUCGGGGCUGCUGUCAUCCUGGCCACUGACGGCUGA
Molecule: messenger RNA, 779 nt
Organism: Chrysochloris asiatica (Cape golden mole)
Lineage: Eukaryota; Metazoa; Chordata; Mammalia; Afrosoricida; Chrysochloridae
Gene: TMEM101
Product: transmembrane protein 101
Exons: 4
Coding region: 6-779 (257 amino acids)
Biological process (GO): positive regulation of canonical NF-kappaB signal transduction
Source: RefSeq, a predicted model, not a curated record